CAAAAUGGCGGUCUCUGCAUACGGCUGGCGAUUUUAGAUUCAUUAAUGUAUUAUCUCUUACAAAUAUUCCACUAUGAAUGCGUAUUUGGGCGUGCUGCUUGUUGCACUACUGAUGGUUCGACGAUCACGUCAAAUGGAAGAACAUCAAAUGUCAGAUGACGAUGAGGCUCGAAUGGAAUGCUCUAUGCGUAUGUUUAACCCGACAACAGUGGUGAAGGUCCCAUUUGGAGUCUUGUUUGAUGUGAACCACGACUGCACAAACCCAGACCUUCCAAUCAUCGGCAAAGGCGAUUUGAAAUUGCGUACCUCUUUCAUUGAAGGCACGUGGGAUGUUCAAGUAUCCUUUGGAAACGAUGUUCAUUUAGCAAAACAAAUAAAUAUGACAUUGAAUCUUGAUAGGCAGUCUUCAGAGUUUUGUCAGAUACAAGGUAACACUGCUAUAUCUUCGAACGAGUUAGCCGAUGUUCCACUCGGUGAGACGAGAUUAUCGAUUGAUAUGGUGGACUACAAAGCGCACGAUUCGCCCCAUCUUUUCUUCAUGCAGGAUGUCAUUAUUCAAGAUGGCGCCACGAAUUCAGAAAAUUGUCCGCCAUUGUACGAAGCGAAAUUGGGUUUUCAAGCAGCUGAUAUGCCAAACCUGCCAGCUUUCUCCGAGAAUGAUAACACUGAAGUGAGUUGUUCUUUACCAAUUGGACGCUGGUCGUUCGAAGUCACCGCUGCCCAUCACAGUGUAAAACGAGAUCUAAAUGUUGAUAAUAGCGCUAUAAUCAACAGCCUGUUGAUUCCACCUAUCGGAUACGCUGGCAUGAUACCAAUGGGCAUUGCAACUGUGGCUGAAGGAACCCAUUAUAAAUCAUUCAGUCUCACUGGGAACGUUUAUGCUGGUGUUAAUCCUUAUGAAUAUCAACCACAACAUCCAUCGGAUAAUAUGGGUUGCCACGACCCAUACGCAGACUCUGUGAACAAAAUCAACUACGUGUCCAUGCACAUAGAACAAUCCAAAUGUGAUGGUGACGUCAGAACUGUUCCAACAAGCGGAUCGUGGGAUAUAAAGAUUGUUCCCAUUGCUCCCGGGGAAUGGGAAGGUACUUUGGAAAUAUUAUCUUUAGGCACAGUAGCUAGUGGUCUAUAUUUCAAUUAUGUGAUGAUGCCUGCAGACGACGGGUCAUUCUUAUGUGGGCAUUCUCCAGUUUCAAUCACCAUACCAGAUGUUUCAUAUUUUGACUUAGUUGACUCUGAAAUAUAUGAAAUAAGGAUGAAUUUUACAUUUCUGAUGGAGGACGAUCUUAGAUUUUCUUUCAAAGGGAAGUUCAAGGCAACAAAUACUGCGGGAUCUCCGAACUGCAACGUACCAAUGUUUGAGGGCAACUUUGGUUUGACAAGUCAGACGCCAGCUGAAAUGGUGCUUCCUCAUUCUAAAGACUCGUUUGCUCUAUAUUCUCUACCACGUGGUCAGAAUUGGGCGGUACUGCUUGAGAUAGGUGGCGCUCCAUAUUACGCUUUCGGUGAAACAAAUGGUAUGGACGACAUGCGAACUGUGUACAUGAAUCCUCAGCCUGACAGAUAUCCAGGUUUAUAUCCUCUAGUUCUACGAGCAUCUGAUUCAGCCCGUGGAAUUGUAUACGAGGUCACAUCCAUGAUUCAUCUGGAGGAUCUGGAUCAGCAACACUAUUAUGAUCAGGGGCCACAUUGUAAUAUGGACUACAGUAACGAUUUGUACACAGUUGAUUUCAGUAUAAGAGAAGGCAUGAGUGAUGGAGAAAAGACUGUUAUUGCCCUUGAUCAAGACAUCACCAUUGAAGCAAGAUUUAUACCAGCUUUGUGGACAGUUCAAGUGAAAAUAGAUGACUUCUUCUAUGAAUCUGAGGCAGAGACACACAUGGUAAACUGCACUGUCGCUCCAGCGGUAAUUGAAAUACCCAAUGAUAAAUGGAAUGGUAUGGUUAGCACUGGUGACAAACUUCUUACAAUCAAUAUGACAGCAGCAGAGGGAGGAUUCAGUAUUUCAUACAAAACUAUAAUUAGUGUACAAGACACACCCCGGGGUGAUGCAGAUCGCCAGCAACUGUACAGGAACGAAAUAGGUUUAUCAAGUUCGAACCCCAAUCAAAUGUCUUUACCUGCUGAUGCAAAUCUUUACUUCAAAUACAGAUUCCAGCCAACAAAACAACGCGAUAUCUCUCUUAAACUUGGGGAUAUCAUUUAUGAGAAAGAGGCUGCAUCUGACUCUGGUAAUGUCACAAUUCCACCAGAUCGUGACGAAGGGACAUAUAUGUUUGAGGUUACCAUAACACCGCAUGGUCAACAAAGCCAAGAAGAGUUCCGAUUGGUUACUAUGUUAUUUCUUGGUGAAUUUGAACCAGGGAAUUACAAUGAAAACCAAGGUUGUUACGAUCCGCAAGCUGGGAGUACAGUAAGACUUAACAGAGUGUCGGUUCAUUUGGGAGGUACAAUGUGUGAUAAGGAAGAUACUGUGUUUAUAUUAAGGAAUGAAUCGCUUGAUAUUAGCGUUACGCCGCUCUUUGAAGGAAGGUGGAUAGCUAUUGUACAAGUGGACGAUACGACAAUCCAGAAUACAACAAUAGAAGCAAAUAUGAUUAGAGCGGAAGAUCAACUAGGCACAUGUUUAAGUUACCCAGUUCACAUAAAUUUACCAUCAGAUGUAUAUCUUGAUGAAGGUUUGCGCAUGGGCAAAAUUAAACUCAUACAUAUAGAGACCAAUAUAGCCACAGAAUGGAGCAGACCCUUUGUUGUCAUGGAUCAUCCACAGGAGCUUGGUCACCACCAAUGUAAGGACUUCGAGGCAACAUUUGGCCUCACUAGUCAAAUUCCUGACGAGAUUGUCAUAUCACAAACUAAUAAAAACCAUAUGGUAUACUCUCUACCUGCUGAUAAAAGUUGGGAUGUUUAUUUAGAAAUACAAGGGAGGAAUUUUUCUAAACGUGUUGUUCCUUUUUCCAACGGUGGGCCACUAUCGUUGGAAUUUACUACCUCUCCUACGAUGCCUCCGGGUCAGUAUGACAUAACAGCAAGUGUAUUUAGUCUAGAAACUAACGAAACAUUUGUGAUAUUCUCCAAAGUCAAAGUAGAAGAUCUCUCCGUGACUGGAGGCCAUGGCGGUGAUGGAAUUAAAAAUGAAACUCCCGACACUGAUUGCAAUAAUAUGGAUCCUAAAUCAGACAUACCUCCUUUUGCAAGGUUUUCAAUAGGGAUACAAGAAGGUGAGUGCAGUGGAUCGAAGAAGGCCUCUAUGACACUUAGUAAGCAAGGUCCAUGGACGUUUGCGGUACAGCUGCCAAUUUAUGGAGUUUGGAAUGUAUCAGUGACAGUAGGAAGAUAUAACAUCGGACCAUUUGAAUUUUUAAACAUGCCAAAUCUGCACAAUGUUGGUGGGCAUGGUACAUCGUGUCAGGCUCCUGAUAGUUUCUUUGAAAUACCUGCCAGUAAAUUAGAAAAGUUCAGUGGAGGUGUUCAGAAACUUACCGUUGUGAUGACAAUGUCGCAAGAACCAACAGAGAUGGCAAUAAUGAGGGUUUCAUUCUCAAAUAUGGUCGAGAUAGAUUCAAUGCCCCGCAAUAAGAGGGCUGCAAGUAAUAGCGUUGAUACUUGCUCAUUGUUCGGGGGAGAGUUUGCACUUUCUAGUCAGUCAAGUCGAGGAAUGCAGCUUUCAAAAUCGAAGGCAAAUGAGCUUUUUGUUAUGUUAGAAACUGGGCGUUGGGUGGUGGUUACAUCGUUAGCUGGUAACGAGGUGAAGAAAACCAUUAGUGUGAAAAGGGCGUCUACUAUCAACAGAAUGACGGUUGUUGCUGAUCCAACUGCUUCUUCAGGAACAGCUCUGUUUACAGCUAAAGUCAAUCCAUACAGAAAAGACUAUGGAUUUUAUUUAUCAAUACCUGUGUUUAUGAUGGACUUGGUAGCAAUUAAACAGAAUGGUUCAACUUGUAUUCUUUCAAAAGGGAGAAAAAUUGUAGCGAUAUCUGAACAAUACCCUGUAAACGUGACAGUGACAAUGCCAUAUCCUGGCAGUUGGCAUAUUCGUGUUAAUCUUGGAGAACAGCAAUGGGAGUAUAUGACACAGGACCAGAUGGCACAUACAUUUCAUAUCCACCCUACGGUUAAAGGAAUCCACACUUUACGUGUAGUUUUACUGGCAGACGAAGGAGCUCCAAAUAAGGUCGAAGUCUCGAAUUUUGAAGAGGAAGUUGAAGUAAAGCAAUACCAAGCCAUUGAAAGCAAAGAGCGUAUUGAAGCUAUGGUUAAUGAGCGGAAUCUUGCAGUAGACCAAUCCUAUCAAUUCAGUGCUGAUCUUACUUCGAUUGGAGAGGCGUCACAAGUAACUUUUGUUGCUUACCCCGAGAGAGAAUACCCGUCACGCUACGUUGAUUAUUCAAAAAUACCCAACGAAUAUAGACCCCCUCCAUUAGCUUCUGAUUUCUCAAAGGUAAUCAAGGAUUUCCGGAGUGAAAGCAAUGGAAAGGUGUUACAUUCUUACACCGCAAAGAAGAUUAUUCAAUUGCUUAGAUUGGAGUCGUUUACAUCGUUCUCGCCUCCAGGAAGUGACCAAAACGAGGCAAUGGAAUCGCCUGCUGGGCAAAAUGGUUAUCACAACUCUCAAGGCGAAAAUAAUGACUAUAAUGUGAAUGGCACCAACAGCUAUGGACACUAUCAAACGAAUGGCACGAACACAUAUGAAAACUAUCACACAAAUGACACCAACUACUAUUCUGAUAACUAUAACGAGACGCACUAUAGUAAUAUCGAUCAGUUUACACGGCAAGGUGGACCUGAAGUGCCUGUUCUAGUGACAGUUGCAAAGUGUGGCGCCCGACGUGGAACGACUAAGGCUUCCAUGAGGCUCCCUGCAGGUCAAUAUAAUGUGCAGAUGGUGACGGGUAACCCAAGUGGCUCCAUCGUAAAAGAAAUGGGAACUCUCCAGUCACUCCAUCCAAUUGUAGCUGAAUCUAUUGACAUAUCGCCUGUAGCCAAUACUCCAGUGAUGUACCCUGACAUGGUUGUGUUCAACUAUGAACUUGAUCCAACAGACCCUCCGCCAUCCGAAUGUCACUUUAAGUUCGAUUUCGGCGACGGGACUAGUGACAACGGGACUGCCGAUUUCUCGUACGCCAACAAAGGCCAGUUGGGGCAUGCGUAUCUACCAGGCGAAUAUACAGCUGAAGUAACUGUAGAAAAUGCCAUCAGCAAAUUCAACAAAAUACUCCCUGUUAAAGUAUAUCAACACAUUGAAGGUCUUUAUUUAGUAGCUGAUUACGUAAGAAUUGUUAAUGAUACAAGGGGUCCACCACCUCGCGUCCCACGACCGAUGUAUGUAAACGGAAGAGCAGAAUACAUCGGUGUGUCCGCACGAUUUAAGACUCAGUCGCCAUUUGUUGUCAGAGUAGCACUGAACGAAACAGGUACCAAUGAUACUAUCAACACUUAUACUAAUUACAAAUGGAUGGUUGUAAAUGUUUAUACGCCUGGAAACCAUGACAUGGCCUCCACAAGAUGUAAGGGCUCAGGAUGCAGAGUUGCUACUUUUAUAAGGGAUGCAAUCACUGACGUUCCUGUGUUAUCAAUUGACACACUUCGUCCAGGAUUCUAUAUGGUAUCUUGUGAGAUUCAACGUGAUGGAAGUUCAUAUUACCUUGCUGAUAUCAUUAUUGAGAUAACACACCGCGUUGAAUUAGCGGUGGAGCGUCCCUUUAGGAGUCCAAAUGCCGUCGAAAAUAACAUUUUUGCAGUCGAGAAGAACGUGCAUGUGAACAUGAGACCUUUAACUGGAAUGAAAACAACGGGAGGCGAGUGUCUGCUCUAUAAAUCCAAUGAUACUAUAUCAAGAGAAAGUAUUGAAAAUACACUCUUACGUGUUGAAGAAGUUUUAUUCCGUCCUUAUGAUAGUGAGACAUAUGGAUCGAACAACGGAAGGGGCGGAGUUGAAAACGAUAUCGAUAUUGAUGUUAACCCUGAUAUCUACGACGUUAUGAGCGUUUUUGGUGACGUUAUUACAUCAUUUAACGUAUCUAUAACACGUAGGCCGUCACACGGCCAGCUGGCGCUGAGGAAUUACGGGCCUGGUAGGUACACACUUGGUUGCAGACUCAACCUUGAUACGGACUUACACGACUUUGUACUCAAUGCUACGCACUUUGAAGCAGUAAGUAGUAAUGGACCCGUGUUUCUCAUCAACAACAACCCAAUUGUAAGAAAUGAGCUUGUUACUUUCGUCUUAUUUGCCCAACGUGUUGGACAAAAUUCAACAUUUACCGUGAACUAUGGAAAGAAUGAAGAAGUGACCUUGGAGGCCCCGAGUAAAAUUGCAGACAUUGAACAAUAUAUUCCCGAUUAUAUCCAGCUUCCAUUCAAUCCAGAGCACGCACUUGUGACUGUAUUUACGCAUAACUAUACAAAAAUCGGCAUGUUUCCUGUUGAGGUGACUGCGGUUGGCUUAACAAGUACUCAAACUACUCGAUCAAAGGUUGUCGUUAUGAAAAAACCAUGUAAACUACCAACCGUAAUAAUGAAAGGGGGUGGCGCGACAUCCGAUUCGACUAUCGACUAUUUGAAGUCGAGUCCCAUACGGCUAAGAGCACGGAUGAGGUUGAACUGCGAUUUGGUUGCCAAGGUGAGGUUCGAAUGGACCAUUCAUAAAAUGGAGGACGAGUUCGACGAGAUGCCAUCUAUAGAUAAUCAACUCCCUCGUAUACGAGGUACAGACUACGAUGAGCUAGACAUACAAGUUCGGAGAUAUACCCUUGACUCUGGAAAAUAUUUGUUUUUAUUGAAGAUCAUAGUUCCAUCUGAUCGAGAUUCAGGACUUAAUUUGGAGAGUCUCACCCAGGCUUGGAUUACAGUUAAAGAGCAACCCCUGAUUGCAAGAAUAAGGGGAGGAAAUGCAAAAGUCAUCGGCUGGGGAAAAACAUUGAAAAUGGAUGCCAGUUCUUCUAGAGACCCGGAUGUACGUUCCAAGUAUGAUCAGGAGUUGCGCUAUUUCUGGUACUGCUCGAAAAGUAAUGGUUGGCCCUCGGAUCCGACUUUUCCAACAGAUUGUUAUACUGGUUCGCCAAGUACAGGUAACCUCAACAUUCAUACCUCUGUUGUGAAACUUGAUACAAAUAAUUUUACUGCUGGACAAUUUUACACUUUCCGCGUGAAUAUCGAUAAAGAUGAUCCUGAUUUCGAGGACUUGCGAACGGCUAGCCGUGAUCAAAUAGUCGAAGUUGCUGUAGGUGAUCCACCAAAUAUUGAAGUAGCAUGUAGAAGAAAUUGCAACCAGUAUGUCAUAUCUUCUCAAAGAGUGGCUCUUGUGGCCAAAUGUUCUAACUGUUGGCGUAUGACGGUGACGUAUACAUGGGAGGCGUAUUUAAAUGAUGUUCUGCAAACUAACUUUGAGUGGAAACAGAACACUCUAACUGGAAAGAAUAAAAGGGCACUUGUUCUUCGACCAUAUGCAAUAGGAGCCAGCGGACAGGAGAACUGGAUGUUUAAAUUAACAGCAAGUUUCCAAAGUGGGGCGCAUGGAUAUUCGCAAUACAGUCUCCAGACUAAUUCCAAACCAACCGUCGGCGAGUGCACUGUGGCACCAGAAACGGGCCAGGUGCUCGAAACGUACUUCAAUAUUACAUGUAGUGGAUUCAAUGACCCCGACCAACCACUGACAUACGAGUUCUUUACUGUAACGACAAACAAGAGGGGCAGAACAAAAGAGAACCUUCUUUCAUUCGGCACUGAUGAAUUUAUGCCAGAAACGUUUCUGCCAGUUGGUGACGAAAAUCGAAACAUGACUUUGGAUUUACUUGUCAGAGUUUCUGAUUCUAUUGGUGCGGCUGUUGAAGUAAAACUAAACGUCAUAGUUAAUGAACCAUUGGUAGUUAUUGACGAGGACACUUUGAAGAAUAUGACAUCUGGCGAAGGAGGACUUCUGCAAAACCUAAAAGAUAUGGGGGAUACCCAGAAAGUUGCCCAAGUCCUUGGAACAUUCUCUGCUGUAAUAAACAACCUUGCUGCUCAGGACAGGUCAACUUCGAGUAAUGGAACAGUUACGAAGGAAGCAAAGCUUAAAAGGAAACAACGAAAGCUGGAACGUAUGAAUAUGCGAAAAUCAUUCAUCGAAGAUCUUGGCUCAGUGUCGGUAAAGUCAAUGGAGUCCUUGAAACAAACAACAUCAGCCUUGACUGAAGUGACAAAAGAGGUGUCAGAACUUCCCCCUGAAGCUAAGGCUGACGCUGUUAACACCAUGAAAGAACUCAGUAGUUUCCUUAGCAAUUCAACAGAAGAUGAAACAAGCAGUGAGGAUAUUAGUAAAUCAGCAACGAUGUUGGUAUCGGGUCUGAGUAAUUUACUGGCUUCCAACACAGCAGAAAGCCCAGAAGAAACAGAUGAUGAAGCUGACGAUGAGGUUGCCGUAAAAGCAACCACAGCACCCCCUCUAACAAAAGAAGAGAAAGCCCAGGCAAAAGAGCUAACCCAAGCAACAAUGGAAAGCCUUCAGUUUGUGAGAGAAGCCUUGUCAGCGGGACAAAUUCCAGGGGAGGAGCCUACGGUAAUUGAAACGGACACAAUGAAAAUGCAAAUCGACAAGCAAUACACAGAAGAUCUACUGCUCGGUGGAUCAUUAUCAGGUAAUUCCUCCACUGGGUCUGCAAACACUGAAUUCGUCCUUCCGUCCAAUAUAUCUUUGGGAGAUGCAGAAGCUGUUGAUAUUCAGAUGAUUGGUUUUGAAGUCAAUCCGUAUGCAUGGAAAGGUGACCAAAUCGAUAGCCAAGUAAGUCAGCUAGAACUGCAAGCUGAGAAAACGCGCAUACCCGUGUCGGAUCUCGAAACUCCUAUAGACAUUUACAUACCAAGAUCGACAACACCUUCGGCAAGUUCCGUUAACACAAACAUAAGUUCCGAAGGACGGGAGUAUCUACAGUUUGAAAUAACAUCCGAAAGCAAAUCUGGCAUCAUCAAUCUAGCGAGCAAUAUUAGUAUAGAUGCAGGGGUUGAAAUUGUUGUGAAAAAAAGCAAUAAUGAUCUCGAUGAAGAUCUGUACACUGAUGUUAUUAGAGCUGAGGAGUUGAAUUCAACUGGUGGAGCAACGCUUGUGAUUCCUGAUACAGCAUUCACAGGUAAAGGCACGUACUACAUAGGAUUCCAUGUGGUUGAUGCCUCCGAGAACGAGGAAAUCAUCAUGGAGGUAUCCACAAGCGAGGCUGGCUGUCAAUACUGGAACGAAGCUACAGAAGAUUGGGAUUCCAGUGGCUGUAACCUAGGGAACAAAUCAACAUCUGACGUCAUACACUGUCAGUGCGACCACCUGACGUCUUUCUCAAGCACGUGGGUCAAUAUGCCCUCUGGCCCUCCCGUGUUCGCACCUUCAGGUCCAAGCGCGGCUAUCAACCCCACUAGUAUCAUCUUAAGCGCGUGCUUGAUAAUUCUGUAUGGUAUUGUCACGUGGUGGGCCAUUGGACAGGAUAAAAAAGAUUAUCUCAAGGCUAGUGUUAUUCAGAUCCCCCAAAGUGAUCCCGAUGCUACGUACUGCUAUAUCAUGAUGGUGUACACCGGAAGAGUCACCGGCGCAGGGACAUCUUCCAAGGUCGAGGUGGCUAUUGAAGGUACUAGGAGUAGUAUUCCGUUUGUGAUACAACCUCAGUCUUUGGACACGAGCAGGAAGGUCCAUCAACGUGGAGACAUGGAUUCAUAUCUGCUUAGGACAAAAGCGCCAUUUGGUGAUAUUCGUACCAUAAGGGUCUGGAUAACGGAAACGGGUGAUUCUCCAGCAUGGUUCUUGGACAGAAUCGUGCUCCAUGACCCACAGACCGAUCAAAGCUGGUUUGCCAUAUUCGACUCGUGGUUUUCCAGUGUGACGGCUUCUUCUAAAACAGACAGACAGGUGAACGUCUCCGAUCAGGAGAUGCGAAGAGUCCCGUUCUCAUAUCGAUUUAAAUCAAAUCUAUCAAGAGCUUUCCGCCAACAUCACGUGUGGUUUUCCCUGUUCCAUAUUUCUGUGAAUUUGACCAGAGUUCAGAAGGCAUUGGUGUGUUUCUCUCUCCUUUCAUCGUUCAUGGUAACGACAGUUAUCUUCUAUGCAUCUGUCACUAGCAUUCCAGACUCUUACCAGUUCCAUGUGCGUCAAAUUGUUUACGGCAUCGAGGGUUGUCUCAUAGCAGCCGUGGUGAAUUCAGUUGUUGUGUUCUGCUUCAGAAUGGCAAUGCGACGGACUAAGAGUGGCGAUACCUCGCACGAUCUAAGCACUUCACGACCAAGUCAGCAGAAAGAUCCCGGAUGUUGCCCGUGGUGGUUCACUUUGAUUGGCUGGAAAAUCGGAAUGGGCGUUGCCAUGGCAUCGAUUGCUCUUGCAAUAACGUAUUCUCUUCAAUACAACUCUGCCAUUAUUUCCGAAUGGGCAGUUUCAUUGGUGGUUGCUGUUUUGUUCAGUGUGUUCAUAGUACAAGUACUAAAGGCUGUCGUUAUGGCAACCGUCAGCACAAUACAACAUCGUGUUCUAGAGUUGGAAUAUGUUGACGUUCGGAAUAUACAGAACUUACAACGUAUUUAACAGGGACUACAGUUGUCACUAAUGUAUGCGGACCCUCUGCCUUGUACUACAUUAGUCAGUAGACAGUAGAGAGAAACCAGUAUUGAAAUGGCCAGUAUUUAAGGAACCGAAAUUUUAUGUUCUAAAAAACGUCCAAAAUCAUUAGAAUGUCCUAUUUAGUAAAAGGCAUAACAUGGAAUGAUUGAGAAAAAUGGACAAUUAUUAUAUACAAAGACAACCGUUAUAUCUUAAUUAUAUAAUUUUAUAUUGUUAAGCCUAACUAUUUUUUAAAUAUAGCCUUUUGAAUGAAA
Messenger RNA from Owenia fusiformis, 10827 nucleotides. Lineage: Eukaryota; Metazoa; Annelida; Polychaeta; Sabellida; Oweniidae. The record is from the annotation of a GenBank genome assembly.